AUGGACCCAGACCAGCAGGUCGCGCGCCUAGAGAAGCUGAUCGUCCGCCUCGGCGGCUUCCCGGACCGCGAUUUGAUCCACCAGAUCACGGAGUGCGGUCGCUUGGGGCUCCGGACCGGCGGCCAGGCCCUGGCGGAGCGCAUGUGUGCCGCGAUCAUGGACGUGCUCGACGACGGAGAGAACGGCGCGACGGCCGCGGAGCGGCGCGUGCCGCUCUUCUACGCGCUGGACUCGGUCGUGAAGAACGUCGGGGACGUGUUCCAGCCCCUCCUGAGCGUGCGGGUCCGGGCCGCGUUCGGGCGCGCGUUCGCCGCGUGCGCGGAGAAGGACAAGACGCGCCUGCACCACGUGCUCCGGACCUGGAACGAAAAGAGCGCGGCGGCGGCGCGGACGCCGCCUUCCUCUUUUUCCCGCUCCGAUCCGACCGCGGGCGGGGGGCCGAUCGCGCCCGGCGCGCAGGCAUCUUCGCCGAGCACCUCGACGAACUCAACGCGCUCGUCGCGCCGUGGCACGCGGCUCUCGUGGCGCGCGCGUCGGCGGCCGACGCGGCGGCGGGCCCGGCCGCGGCGCGGGCCGCGCCGUCGCAGGCGCAGCUCGCCGCACAGAGGGUCGCGGACCGCGAGGAGGCGCGGCGCCGCGCCGCGCGCGUCGCGCCGCCGCCGCCGGCGACGGGACCGCCGACCGCGCGCGCGCCGGCGCCGCGCGCGCGCGCCGCCGCGCGCGCCGGCGCGCAGCUGGCGCCGCGGCGCCUCGCCGGCGGCGACGCCACGCUGGCCGGCGCGUCGGCCGCCGCGCGCGCGGCCGCGAGCCUCAUGACGCACGCGCAUCGGGCGACGGCCGGGCACGAGGUCGCGCUCCCGUCGUUCGCGCGCUUUCCCGCCGGCGGCGAGCCCCCCGCGAAGCGCGCGCGGUCCGCGGCGGCCGCGCCCGCCGGCGACGACGACCCGCUGACGGCGGCCGCGCGCGCGAAGCUGGACCAGCUCCAGCGCUCGCUCGGCGAAGCCAACCCCAUGACGCUCGAGGAGCUCAAGGCGUCCCAGCCCGAGAUCCACGCGAAACUCCUCGCCGAGGCCGCCGCGCGCGAUCCGCGUCCCUCGGAACGGUCUCCGUCGUCACGCGCCACCCGUCUCCGCGCGCAGGCCGAGAUCCGCACGGCCGCGCGCGCGCGCGCGCCGGGACGCCGCGCGAUCGCCGCCGCCGCGGCGCCCGCGCCCGCGGCGGCGCCCGACGGCGCGCCGGUCGGCCUCGGGGCCGACGUCGUCGCCGCGCUCGAGGCCGUCCGGCGCCACGGCGACGAUUUGAUCGGCGGCCUCGCGGCGCGCGGCGCCGCGUACCGCCGCGGCGAGGCGCCGACGCCGACGACGCCGGAGCUGUCGGCCGGCGCCCGCCGCGUCGCCGAGCAAUUCCGCGACGAGCUCGAAAAACGCCGCGCGGCGGACGACGACGCCAGAACCGCCCGGGCCCGGGCCCGCGCGCGCGCUUCGGCGGCGCCCGCCGACGCCCCGGAGCCGCGCGCCGCGGUCGACGGCGGCGACGUGGCGCGCGUCGGCGCCGUCGCCGCCGCGCAGCCGCGGUACGUCCCGCGGCCGACGCCGUCGAUGCCGGGGGUCUACGAGCUCUCGACGGAGGCGCUCGCGGCGGCGCCGAACGCCGGCGCCGUCGACGCGCUCUACGCGGCGUGGCCCGAACAGUGCUCCGCCGACGCGCGGCGCUUCAUGGACGCCGCGGCGCGCGACGCCUGGCUGGACGUCGUCUUCGCGCGGAACCAGGCGCGCGCCGAGCGCGCGCGCGGCGCGACGAGCCGGCCCUGGAACCCCGCGCGCGCGGCCUGGCUCGCGGACGGGACCGCCGAGGCGGCCGCCGCCCCGGACGACGCCCUGGCCCCGGACGCCGCCGACGGGACGGACGCCCUGGCCCCGGACGACGCCGACGACGGGUGCGCGCGCGUCGUCGUGCCCGACGACGCGGCGCCGACGCCCUGCCGCGUCUGCGGCGAGGCCUUCGACGUCGCCUGGGACGCGACCGCCGGCGAAUGGGUCCUCGCCGCCGCCGUCUCGGUGCCGGUCGACGACGGCACCGACGCCGUCGUGCACCGCGCGUGCCGCGACGCCGUCUGCGGCCGCGGCGGCACGCUCGAGGCCGCGGCGCUCGUCCCGGUCCCGUCGCCGCCGCCCGGACCGACGGCUCCCUAAAGUAGCGCGCUAGCCGCCCGCGCGCCUAAGCCCAGUACCGCCUUGGGCGGCCCGAGUUCGCGAGGGUCGUCUCACUAUCAAC
Pelagomonas calceolata is the source of this 2274-nucleotide messenger RNA. The record is from the annotation of a GenBank genome assembly. Lineage: Eukaryota; Pelagophyceae; Pelagomonadales; Pelagomonadaceae.